Messenger RNA from Calliphora vicina (urban bluebottle blowfly), 1877 nucleotides. RefSeq names its product acetylcholinesterase-like. The transcript has 5 exons. Gene Ontology annotation, molecular function: serine hydrolase activity. The coding region runs from base 92 to 1822 and encodes 576 amino acids. The record is from RefSeq and is a predicted model, not a curated record. NCBI's taxonomy places the organism in Eukaryota, Metazoa, Arthropoda, Insecta, Diptera, Calliphoridae.
AAUAGAGUAUAUUGUGUGUUUAGUUUUGCGGUAAUAGUACAACUUGUACCAUUUAAAAGAGCAUUUAGUAAGUAAUUACGGGUACUAGAAAAUGCUUCUGAACUUAGUUAGAAAUGGUCUAGUAAACAACAGACUGACAAAUUUUACGUAUAGAAUGUCGUCACAACUGGUCAAAGUACAAACAAACCAAGGCAUCAUUGUUGGUCAGCAAAAAUCUUUGCCCAAUGGCAAUUUCUAUCAAAGUUUUCAAGGAAUACCCUACGCAGUUCCUCCACUAGGCGAAUUACGUUUUAAGUCUCCACUGCCCUUGGAACGCUUUGGAGUACCUGAACUGAAUUGCUUGAAAGAGCGUAAUGUUUCACAUCAACGUGAUCCAUUUACUGCAGAAGUCAUUGGUUCGGAAGAUUGUUUGUUUUUGAAUGUCUAUGUUCCGAAUAGUUCCAAAGACUCUUCUAAAUCGCUUCCAGUUAUGGUUUGGAUUCAUGGUGGCGGAUUUUGGUUUGGCAAUGGUAACAGCGAUUACCAUUUACCUUUGAGUCUAUUGCAAGAAGAUGUCAUUGUUGUUACGUUGAAUUAUCGCUUGGGCGCAUUGGGAUUUCUCUGUCUACCAGAAGAAGGUAUUUGGGGAAAUGCAGGACUUAAAGAUCAGCGCCUGGCUUUGCAAUGGGUCCAAGAUAAUAUUCAAACAUUCAAUGGCGAUCCUAACAAUGUUACUCUAUUUGGUGAAUCGGCCGGCGCAGCAGCAGUACACUUACAUGCAUUGUCUAAACAUGCCAACACACUUUUUCACAAGGCCAUUAUGCAGAGUGGCACUGCCAAUAUGGAAUGGGUUUUCCAAUCAAAUCCUGCCUAUAAAACACGUCGUCUAGCUGAACUACUGAACUUCAAAACAAGCGAUACCAGGGAGCUGUUGAAAUUUUUACAAUCGUCCAAAGUAACACCAUUAGAUAUUCUAGCAAAAACUUUACCAGUACUGACAUCAGAUGAACGUAGGCGUUGUUUGCCUUUGCCUUUUAAACCUGUUAUAGAAGACUGCCAAAGUCCUGAUAGUUUUAUUAGUCGGCCCGUAUUGGAGAGAUUACAACAACCAAACUCUAUUGUUGUACCUUCAAUAAUGGGUUACAAUUCGGCUGAAGGUUUAGCUAUGAUGGUCAAUGCUGUAAAGAAAGUGGAAGAGUUUGACAAAGAUUUCCAUAGGCUUGUGCCUAGGAAUAUUCCCCUUGAACCAGAAGAUAAUGAAAUUAAAGAGAUCGCCAGAAAAAUGAGAGAUUUUUAUUUAAAUGGAAAAUCUAUUAGACCGGAUCUAUUUAACAAUUUAACCAAUAUUCUAUCAGACUAUCAUUUCGUGGUGGAUAUGCAAAAUGCAGCCGAGUGGCAUGCGAAGUUUCAACCACAGGCUCCAUUAUACUUCUAUCGUUUUGAAUAUGUGGGUGAUCGUAAUAUGUUUAAACGUAUGUUUCAAAUGCAUAAGCUAGCAGGUGCUUGUCAUGGUGACGAACUUUUUUAUCUCUUCCAAAUGGCUGACGAUGAUAUGCCGGUAUCUGAUCGCGAUCAAAAACUGAUAAAACAAUUUUGCAAUUUGUGGGCUAACUUUGCCAAGUACGAAAACCCUACACCCCAAGACCAACCUCGCUUAAUAAAUUGCGAUUGGUUGCCUGUUAAGAGAACUCAGGAAGCUGAAUUUUCUUUGGAUUAUUUAGCAAUUGAUAACAGUGGAUGCCAAAUGAAAACAAAUCCUGACCAAGAGCGUAUGGAAUUCUGGCAAAAUAUUUAUAAAUUGUACACACCUACAGAUUUGUCACGUUUAAGUUCCAAGCUGUAAAUAUUACUCAUAUGCAUAAUAACAAAAUAAAAGACUUUUUGUUACAUUUAAUGAA